Molecule: messenger RNA, 1159 nt
Organism: Rhipicephalus sanguineus (brown dog tick)
Lineage: Eukaryota; Metazoa; Arthropoda; Arachnida; Ixodida; Ixodidae
Product: juvenile hormone acid O-methyltransferase
Exons: 5
Coding region: 75-1067 (330 amino acids)
Source: RefSeq, a predicted model, not a curated record
GUGGCAGGACACUGGGAAUUGCAUCGCGAUCCAAAAGCUUUCUGCGGUUUUGGAAGUCUCCAGUUAUUGGAAGGAUGUUCCCCAUCGCAGCACACUUCAAGGGCACAAGCUCUGCGCUUCUAAGCAGGUUGUCGCAAUGUGCAAGGAUGUCGGCGAAACGUUCCAAAUCUACGAAGGUGCCGUUAAUGGAACUCCUAGCGGAAUUGAAAGGCAGAACCAUGGAAGUCAGUUCCAUGAAGCCUCCCCGCUUCCGGGCCAGACAGUACGCCCACAACAACAGGCUUCAAAGAAAGGACAGCAAUUUCGUGCUCGACUUUUGCCAGCCGACCUUCCUGCAGGGCUGCCACGGGAAGAUGCAGUUCCUCGACGUCGGCUGCGGUACCGGCGACUUCACGCGGGAUUGCCUGCUGCCCCGGUGUUUGCCCUGUCGACGCAUCGUGGCCACAGAUUGGUCUCGAGACAUGAUCGAGUACGCGAAGCAGCACUCGGCCCAUGUGAAGAUCGACUACCAGCAGCUCGACAUCUCCGCCGACAUCACAGACUUUCUACGUCGCAACGGCCAGUUCCACAGGAUCUACUCCUUCUACUGUCUGCAUUGGGUCAAGAACCAGGACGUCGCGCUGAAGAACAUCGCAAGCCUCUUGACGCCCGGAGGAGAGUGCCUGCUGCUGUUUCCAGCGUCCAAUCCGGCCACCGCGGGCUGGCAAUUGCUGGCCAAGAUGGACCACUGGGAAAAGUAUUUGGAGAGACUGCUGGCGUACAUCGCUCCCUCUCAGGACAUGGACAAACAAGAGCAGAUCGAUUACAUGUGCUCUCUGCUGAAGGACGCCGGACUUCUGCCUAGCAUCUUCGCAAUUCCGAGAAUGGCAACCUUCGACGGCUGGCGUGAGGAGGACAUAAUCGGACUUCACAUGAGCAUCGUCCCAAUCAACCAGUUAGUCUCCGACGACGAGAGGAAGCAGCUACGCGAUGACGUCACAGCGAUCGUCCGAAAGCUUCACGGCCCCGAGACGGAACCAUCCAGGUUCCGCAUGUACAUCAUCAAGGCCUCCAAGUCGAAGAGCUAGCAUGUCAAGCGCUAGAAACCAAAGUUCAUGACCCGGAAUGUCGCUUGGAUUGUGAGGACAUGAACACAGGCCACAAGGCUUCCUUUCUUUAU